This is a messenger RNA of Penicillium cataractarum, 1053 nucleotides long. RefSeq lists its product as uncharacterized. The coding region runs from base 1 to 1053 and encodes 350 amino acids. The transcript has a single exon. NCBI's taxonomy places the organism in Eukaryota, Fungi, Ascomycota, Eurotiomycetes, Eurotiales, Aspergillaceae. The record is from RefSeq and is a predicted model, not a curated record.
AUGCCGGACAUGCCGGCUCUCUUCCACCAGUCGGCCUCCCCACCCAAACUCGACCUCGCCAGCGCCAACUCGCAGUUCUUCCAAGUCCCUGCAUCUACAUCGGCCUCGUCAUCUCUUUACUCGCUAUCCGUCAGUCGUAAGCGAGCUCGUCGCGAUACCGAAAAACUAUCCUCCAAAUUCGAGGCCUCGACCGGAGUAGCCUCCGCUUCUCCACUUCUCCAAGCCGACUAUAGCAAAACAAAUGGUCACGAUCAGUUCCUCCACUCUGCCGAUCUCGACUAUCGUCCCAACCGCUACCGCGAGUCAUUCCUACCACCCUCGCUCGACAACAGCGUUGAUACUUUAGAUGGAGACCUCCACGGGACAAGUCGCAAACGCACUCGCCGCGACUCCAUCCUCACCUCACCAAGCGCUGAGGAUGCCAGCCCCAACACCAGAGCCGUCGGCUGGGGACGAACCGUGAUCAACGUUGUAGGAAAGGUCCUCGAUCUCUGCUGGUCGGGUGCAUUCCGAGGCUUUUAUGCUGGCGGGGGACAAGGUUACGACAUGCAAGCUGGUUCACCAGCACCAUUCACCGCCAGCUGGGAGGCUGGGCCGAGUUCGGCAGAGAAAGAACGUAUCUUCCGAACCCCGAUCCCCGGCCAGUAUCCCGACGAGGAUAUUGAUCGCAGCUGGGUCGUGAUACCCUCCGAUCCGAUCGAUCCUUUCGUUGGCGAUGCAGCUAGCAGUCCCUCCGCACGCCCUCGUCGCAUUCAUCAGGCGUCCAGCCCGCGUCGUCGGCCAGCGGUUAUGCCAAAAUUGAACAAAAGACCUAGUUCGUCGAUGCGGCCUUCCACGCCUACGAGACAUCAGGGUUUGCCUUCACCUCGGUUGAGAGAUGGACCGGGCUCCGCUGAAAUGCAACGAUAUGCAGCGCAGAUGCGCCGGAGGGAACGUGAAGAGGACGCCAGUAUCAAGCGAUUGAACCGGCAACUCCAAGCAAUGAUCCGAGAGGGUAAGCAGGCUCUGGGUUCGACGGUGGAGGUGGACGAUCUGGACAUGGACUUUGACUGA